This is a messenger RNA of Mus pahari (shrew mouse), 3569 nucleotides long. RefSeq names its product C-type lectin domain family 1 member A (gene Clec1a). NCBI's taxonomy places the organism in Eukaryota, Metazoa, Chordata, Mammalia, Rodentia, Muridae. The record is from RefSeq and is a predicted model, not a curated record. The transcript has 6 exons. The coding region runs from base 287 to 907 and encodes 206 amino acids.
GGGUCUGUAAAAGGCAGAUAUUUUAAUAACUGUUCACGGACCGCCCAGCCAGAAAACACACGCGGUUUCCCCUCAGCCAGACUAACUUGGCAUUCUGAAUACAGGCUCAGAGGGGAGGGGCCGGGCCUCUCCAUGCAGGAACUGGAGUCAGAGGCUUCCCUUGCUGCCUGCAGGGAAAGACUAUUAAGAAUGCCUCUCAGUGCCUGGUUUCCUGAGGUAUCUGAGGGUAGACAGCCGGCCUCGAGCAAUCUGAGCGCAUCUCACCGGCAUCUCUGCAGGAAUCAGGAUGCAGGCCAAAUACAGCAGCACAAGGGACAUGCUCGAUGAUGAUGACACCACCAUAAGCCUGUAUUCUGGAACCUCCACUGUCACCAGACGUGCAGAGCCCAGGCACUCAGAGAAUGGAACACCCUCUUCAGUUUGGCGACCAGUGGCCCUGACCCUGCUGACCUUGUGUUUGGUGCUGCUCGUUGGCUUGGCAGCCCUGGGCCUUGUAUUUUUUCAGUUCUACCAGCUCUCUAAUAUCCAGCAAGACAGCAUCACUGAAAAGGAUGAAAAGCUGGGGAACGUGUCCCGACAGCUACAGUCUCUCCAGACCCAGAACAGAAAACUCAUUGAAACUCUGCAGCAGGUAGCUGUAAAACUGUGCCGUGAACUUUACAACAAAAGUGGAGGACAUAGAUGCAGUCCUUGCCCAGAAAAAUGGAAGUGGCAUGGAGACAAGUGUUACCAGUUCUAUAAAGAAAGUAAAAACUGGCAGAGCUGUGAAUACUUCUGCCUGGCUGACAAUGCCACCAUGCUGAAGAUAAGCACGCAGGAAGAGCUGGGCUCUCCCGCAAUGGCAGUGGCAAAGCCUGGCUGUGGACAGAUGGAACACCUUACUCCUUUGAACUGUUUGAGAUUAUAAUAGAUCCCACAAACCUAAGAAACAGGGAUUGUAUGACCAUCUUCAAUGGAAAGGCUUACUCUAAGGACUGCAAAGAGCUGAGGAGGUGUGCCUGUGAGAAGGUGGCAGGGAGAGUGGUACCUGAAGAGCUCCAGUAAGUGACAUGAAUCAUUGGAUGGAGGGGUCAACAGGUCAGCUUCAACCACCAGCAAAAGGACUGUCAAGCAAGGCCAAUGUGAAGGACACUCAAAGCUUUGGGAAACAGAGGGGCAGCGGCUGGUGCUGGUUUGUGAGAGGUUCUCCUGAUUCUAGCUCAGCAACAUCCAGGCCUCUGCUUUAGUUCUUGCACACAUUUUCCAGACACAAAGGGUCUUACUCAUGAACCAUCCACUAGCCCCAGGAAGCCAUAGAGUUGUCCUCUUUGAUUUACAGAAGACUUUCAGCUUUCUCCCUUCUCGGGGUCUGUCUCAUGUCUCCCUUACUCUUAGAAAAGUGAGAAACAUAAGAAAAUAGAAGAGUUGAUACAAAGUCACAAGCUGGAUGAGCUGGUGUCCAUAUAACUAUUGGUCCUUCAGAGUCACAGUACUUGGAAGGAGAAGGAAGACUUGAGAAGUUCAAGACCAGCCUCAGGUACAUACUUGGAGGCCAUCCUAGGCUAUUAUGAGUACACCUUUCAAGUGACAGAAAGAAGGAACAAAAGAACAAGAGAAAAAGGAAAGGAAGAAUGAAAGAAGAAAUGUGAAAAUCAAAUCAAGGUGAAAAGAGAGAAAAGAAGAAAAAACGUGGUGUCCUUUAUCCUAACAGGCAGUCCAAGGGAAACAAGCAGAAGUCCCCACCCCUGUGCUGCUCUACACACAGCCAAUUCUGUUUGCAUCCAGUUCACACUUGGCCUUUCCUAGGCUCACAAAAGUGACUUCACCUACAGUGCCUGUGGUCAGCUUUCCAGCUGAUACAGUUCUCAUUAUGUCAACCACCACUCCAUCAAUUGUGUCUUUGCUCUAAUUAUGUCUCCUAGGAAAGAGACCGUCUCAAUUCUAAGUUAGAAUUAAUGUCCCUGUACUCAAGAGACUGGAGCCUAGAAAAAACAAUAAGACAAACAAAAAAACAACAAAAAAACCCAGAACAAUCUCUGUAUAUGCACAGAUAAUGGGUUGAUUUCUUCUUCUACCAUUUUUGAACAAUGUUUAUACCUUUCAGGUACUGAAUGUUUAAUAAUAAUAAGUGUAAAUAAUGUGAAAUGGGUGACAUUCUAGAAAGGAUUUGUGAUUUGGUGUAGGAGAACAGCAAAGGAAUCCUUUUCACAAAAUGGAAACCAUCACUCCUUAACUCCUUGUGCAUUAACAGUUGGUGAGACCACUAUAAAGAUAUUGUUUAUGAGAUUACUUGAGUAUAAGAAAGACUUCAAGAGGAUGGCUUUAUAAUAUUCCUAAGGUGAAAUGUCUGAGGCAAAAUCAUGACAUUGACGUUGGCAUGUUGACUAACUGAGGUGUGGGAGAGGCAUGAUUUCUAAACAGUCGUGGGAAGAAAUGGAGAAGCUGUGACAUCCGCACAGCCAGACUCCUGACUAGACAUGAGCUUCUCUUGGUGGUGACAUUCAAAGCCACAACAGGGUCUUUGUGAAUAGUACCAUGCCAAGUGGUUUCAUUGGUUAGAGAUAAACCAACAUUAGGGGGUUGGUAGUACCAGCAAUAGAUUUCACACUCUAAAUUUUCAGUAGUAAAAAUUGGAAAGCAUAUAUAUAUUAUGGUGAACUUACAAUUAAAUUAACAUUUUGAUAUGAAAAACAAUUCUGUAUUUAUUUUCAUAAGACUUAAUUUUAUGACUACCAUUUAUCUAAACAUUACUGUGAGACUAGAGUUUUCUUUGAGAUUUCCUUCAUGUUAGCUAGGGGAGUUCUUCAAUAUUGAAUUCUAUGCAGGUUUACUGGGAUAGAAGUGUAUUUGUGUUUUUAAAACUUGAGGGAUUUACGUCUUUCUUGUUUUGGUUUGUUUAUUGAGCCAAUCACCUCACAUCAUGUAGCUUAUUAAAAAGUGGGAAUAUUUAUAAUUUCCCUAUGAUGUUAGUUUAAAAAGUGUGAAGUUAGUCUCAUAAUGUAGGUUGUAAUAUAAAAUGUGUUGAAAAUUAAUAAAAUAUUCUAAAGGGUUUAGUGAUCAUUUUAAUGUAGCAAAACAUAAGAGCAGCAUCUGUAUUCAUUAAAGAGGAAAAGUAUUCGCAAAUAUUUUCCAUAACUAACAAAAUUAUAACAGUUUCUUCUGUUUGGUUAGAUUGUCUAAUACAAUAUUUCAAAAUAUGGAAUAAAGAUCAAGUCCGUCAUUAAGCACUUGUUAUAUAAAUCUAGUGCAGAAGGAAAUAGUAGACAGCAAGAGAAAGCCAGUAACUUUUUGUACUUAUAAACAAGGGCCAUGGCUCUCAUUUACACUUUGACUCCUGGCAUUCUGGGCUCCAGGAGGGUGACAUGUGUCUCUCUAGCUACCACUGAUGGGGAGAGUCUAGCUAUCUAGAGGGUAAAGAGCAAUCUCAUUUGCAAUCUGAGACCUCAGCAAAGUGCCAUUUCAGGUAGUAAAAGAGAAAAACAGUAUUUGUUUGAUAAAUUUUCUUGAGGUUAUUCUUCAUCAUUAUCUGUAAUCCCCUUUUCUGUAUACAAACCUCAUAAUAUUGAUCACAACAUAGGAAAACAUUUCAA